AUGCCUACAUAUUUACUCCAUGGUUUUCGCUGGCCGAGGCCAUUAAUCCGCAUCCACAUCAUUCUCCAGAACCUCGACGACGCUGCGGCAGAAUGGCUCGUUGCGCCGGAAACCACACGCACAAUGUUGCAGAAUUUCCACGAUCUAUACCCGGACCUUAUCCAGCAUCUACCUAACCUACGCUUCGUGGAGCAAUAUGAUGCGAACGAUCUGACUGCAAGUGCUGCUAGCCAGCCUUACGCCUAUGUCGCGGAUAAGGUUGAAGAGGUGAAACUGGGUGUUUGUGUUGACGAUGUUACGACGAAGGGCAUUGGGAACGAGCAGUGGAGCGCUAUGCUUGAGUUGAGGGAUCGGGUCGCGCCGGAGGAGAAGGUUGGGUGGUAUGUUGUUGUGUGCGGCGAUGAGGAGAGGUGGGCACCGUCUACUAUUGGGCAGCUGGAGGCUGGUGUCCGGCAGGGAUCCAUACAACGGUCUUCUGACGGGCACAGCUACGGUGGUGGCGAUAAAGACGCGCAAACGCCGCCAGAGGAGAAAGAAGAGAAGGGGUUCCGUAAGCUGUUCGGCUCUACGAAGCUUGGAAAGCGCAAGAGUCGCACCAACGUUACAUCAAUGCAGUCUUCCACCUCAACUACCGACCCGCGCAGGUCUAACCAGUCAUUUACGGGUGCCGAGGCGCCUCACGUACCGGGCCCGGGCACGGCCGCGUGA
Messenger RNA from Baudoinia panamericana UAMH 10762, 708 nucleotides. RefSeq lists its product as uncharacterized. The record is from RefSeq and is a predicted model, not a curated record. The transcript is spliced from 3 exons. NCBI's taxonomy places the organism in Eukaryota, Fungi, Ascomycota, Dothideomycetes, Mycosphaerellales, Teratosphaeriaceae. Bases 1 to 708 code for a protein of 235 amino acids.